Molecule: messenger RNA, 2289 nt
Organism: Protobothrops mucrosquamatus (brown spotted pit viper)
Lineage: Eukaryota; Metazoa; Chordata; Lepidosauria; Squamata; Viperidae
Product: breast cancer anti-estrogen resistance protein 3
Exons: 9
Coding region: 14-1951 (645 amino acids)
Biological process (GO): positive regulation of peptidyl-serine phosphorylation; small GTPase-mediated signal transduction
Molecular function (GO): guanyl-nucleotide exchange factor activity; phosphotyrosine residue binding
Source: RefSeq, a predicted model, not a curated record
AUUCUUGAAGAACAUGGAAUUGGUCAAUGAGAGACUAAGAAAGGAGCUGGAGGAAGAGUUGAAACUUGGUACUGAACAGUUGUGCAGCCAUGCAUGGUACCAUGGUUGCCUGCCACGGAAGGAGGCAGAAUCCAUGUUACGGAAUGAUGGGGAGUUCUUGAUCCGCGAUUCACGCUCUAGUCUGGGUGAUUAUGUCUUGUCAUGCCAGUGGGGAGGACAGGCCCUGCACUUCAAGAUAAUUCGUGUGGUACUCCGUCCCCGAAAGGGCUAUUCUCGCACCCUUUUCCAGUUUGAACAGGAGCAGUUUGACAAUGUCCCUGCCCUGGUGCGCUUUUAUGUGGGCAACCGGAAGAUCAUCUCAGAUAUUUCAGGAGCUGUGGUGUCUCGACCAGUCAACAGGACUGUACCACUUCGCUGUCUGGAGGAGCGUUUCAGUGAUACUGGCCAGCCUCCUGGCCCAUCGAAGGAGGAAGAAGCACCUCUUCGACAGUUCAGCUUUCGUUCUACUAUUGCUGGGGAACAAACAGGAGAUGGAAACUUGCUCCGAACAAAAGAUCGAAGUGGAAGUGACCCCAGUAGCCUAGAUCAGCUGGGCCAGAGACCUUCAUUGCAUGGUGCCCAAUCAGACAGCAACUUAUUGACAGGAAGCGCAGAAACAUCACCUGGAGACCAGGACCGAACCCAACCCCCUCCUUUGUCUCCUGCCUUUCGCACAGGCAGUGACCCUGUCUUACGGCCAAGUGCCUCAGCACCUCAUCUGCUGGAAGGUUUGGGACUGAGUGGUUCAGAAGGGCGGCUUCAUUCCAAAGCUCCCCCAAAGCCUCUGAGGGUCCCUUCCAUGCUGAUGAAUGACUACUGUGAACUGAUUCCUAAGGUUCCUCAGGGGCCCCGAAGCCACGUGGAGCGCUUGCGGACUGAAGAGAGAUGGCGUGGCCGGGCUCACAUUACAGAGACUACUUUUGGGUUCCUGGAUUCUGUUCAGGCUCCUUUUCCUUCUCCCCAGUCAGAGGAGAUGGAAGUGGAACCAGGGUUUGAGCGCCCGCUGCUAGAGACUACUUCCUCCUUCCAGCUUCAGCACUUUAACUCAUUGCUUUUAACCCCUAACAACAAGCCCCUGGACUCCGGCACACUCAAGCACCUCAAGGACAUUUUUGCUACCCAUGAUUGCCACACAACAGCCCUUCACAUUUUAAAAAUGGAUUGUCAGGCGUUGAGGAUCAUUGGCGUAUCUAAAGAGCAGGAGCGGGCCAUGGGGGUGAGCUCGGGUCUGGAGCUUAUGACCCUGCCUCAGGGGCAUCAGUUUCGGAAGGACAUGCUGGAAAGGCACCAUCUUAUAGCUCUGGGCAUUGCUGUGGACAUCCUGGGCUGUACAGGGUCAGUGGCUGAACGGGCUGCCACCCUCCACAAGGUCAUCCAGCUAGCCGUGGAGCUGUGGAGGCCAGUUGGGGACCUCUUUGCCCUCUCUGCCGUGAUGAAAGCUCUUCAGCUACCACAGAUCACCCGGCUGGAGCAAACAUGGAGGCAUCUGCGCCAGAGCCACACCGCAAGCGCCAUCGUCUUUGAGAAGGAGCUCAAGCCUCUCUUGGGGAAUCUGAACAGGGCUGAAGGGAAUUCUGUCUUCUCCCCAAAGGAGGUAGCAAUUCCUCAUAUCCUGCCUCUUCUCAGUCUUAUGGAAGGAGAGCAACUGUGGGACGACAAUGAGGAGACGUGUGAUGUCCUCCUGCGGACGCUGGAAGCAGCUCGCUUUGUUGCCACCGACACUGGCACUUAUUGCAUCAGGGCUGAGGCCAGACUUCAAGGAUUCCAGGGCACUCCAGAACUCCUGGAAGUGUUUCAGACGGAGUUCUCCCUUCGGUUAUUCUGGGGCAGUAAAGGAGCACAGGUGGAACGGGGUGAACGAUACAAGAAAUUUGAACGGAUCUUGACUGUGCUUUCUCAGAAACUAGAGUGAACUCAUAGGAGUUCUCCCCCCCCAACCAUCUGGAAUGCAAGGCAAGGGUGGCAAAGAUGAUUAGUAAGCAGUAAAGAAGAGGGUCACCCGGUGCCAGGAUUAGAUGUUGACUGAGCUGAAAUUUGAAUGUCUUCCAAGGAAUGAAUGAGCAGGAGGAACUUCUCUGUGGUAGACAUUCCUUCUAGUUCAACAGGGCCAGGGCUAUGGAAAGAAACAAUCUGGAAACUUUUUUAACCUAUGCAAAAGAGCCAGCCUGCAAUAAAGAAAGCAGCAGAUGGUUUUUAACCACUAUGUGCUAUGAAAAUAACUUUGAUCUCUGCGUAUUCUUGCCCAAUUUA